Messenger RNA from Pristis pectinata (smalltooth sawfish), 3698 nucleotides. It is a transcript of the gene wbp11, whose product is annotated as WW domain-binding protein 11. Gene Ontology annotation, biological process: mRNA cis splicing, via spliceosome. Bases 130 to 2034 code for a protein of 634 amino acids. Lineage: Eukaryota; Metazoa; Chordata; Chondrichthyes; Rhinopristiformes; Pristidae. Gene Ontology annotation, cellular component: spliceosomal complex. The record is from RefSeq and is a predicted model, not a curated record. The transcript is spliced from 11 exons.
GAGCCGGGUGAAAGGUCGUUGCUAAGAUGAAGAUGGCGGGCAGGCGGGGUGCCUGAGGUUGCGGGUGCUCUUGAGUUGCGUUGGUUUUUUAAUUUCGGCGGCGGAGGGAGGGAGAAGAGCGGCGCCAAGAUGGGUCGGAGAUCGACCAGUUCCACCAAGAGCGGGAAGUUCAUGAACCCGACGGACCAGGCCCGAAAAGAGGCCAGGAAACGGGAAUUGAAAAAGAACAAGAAGCAGCGAAUGAUGGUGCGGGCAGCUGUGCUCAAGAUGAAGGACCCCAAACAAAUAAUCAAAGACAUGGAGAAACUGGAUGAAAUGGAGUUCAAUCCUGUUCAACAACCCCAGCUUAAUGAGAAAGUAUUGAAAGAUAAACGGAAAAAACUCCGAGAGACAUUUGAGAGAAUCCUGCGUCUGUAUGAGAAGGAAAAUACUGAUUUUUAUAAGGAGCUGCGGAAGCUUGAGACCGAAUAUGAACAAAAACGAUCCCAACUCUGCCAGUUCUUUGAUGCUGUCAAGAAUGCCCAACAUGUGGAGGUGGAAAGUAUUCCGCUACCGGAUAUGCCUCAUGCGCCAUCAAACAUCAUGAUUCAGGACAUACCCCUUCCUGGAACUCAGCCACCAUCCAUAUUGAAGAAAACAUCAGCUUAUGGACCACCCUCCAAACCCGUUACACUCAUGCCCCUUCCUUCAUAUGGGGUUCCACGAUUGCCACCUGGGAAGAAACCACCCGGUCCUCCCCCAGGUCCUCCUCCACCACAGGUGUUAGCACUUUAUGCCCGAAGAAUGGGCCCUCCUCCAGGUUUGCCUCUGAAGGGAAAGGAUGAAGAUAAUGUCUAUGAUCCUGAAACCGCGAUUCAGGAUAUGCAAGAGGAUGACGAGGAGGAAGACAGUGGGGAUGAUGAUUACAACGAUGGUAUGGAGCAGGAUCAAGAUGGCGAUCGAGAAGAUCAGGACGAAGACAGUGAUGAUUCAAAAGAUAAAGACAGUGAUGAUGAUGAUGAUUUUCGGCAUCGAGAUGAAGAUGAUGACAGGCUGGAUGAUGAUAAGCCAGGGCGCAUUGUGCGGUUUGCAGAUGUGCAGGACAAACACAAGAAGAAAAAGAAAAACCUGAAGGAACUGACUCCUCUGCAGGCAAUGAUGCUUCGGAUGGCAGGACAAGACUUCCCAGAGGAUGAAGAGGAAGAGGAGGAGGAGCCCAGUACGGAGGGGGGCACUGAAGAAGAGAAGAUGGAUACGGAGGAGCAAAAUCAUGAAAAACGACAGCUGGAGGAAACCCAGCCAGAGGGACCGCAGGUACCACCACCAACUCAGAUGCCUCCCAGAGCACCGAUGCAAGCUCCACCAAUGCCUGGGCCUCCUCCACUUGGACCUCCGCCUGCACCUCCGCUGAGACCCCCAGGGCCACCAUCUGGUCUACCACCAGGACCACCCCCAGGGGCACCUCCAUUCAUACGACCACCAGGGUUGCCUGGAAUCAGAGGACCGAUUCCACGGCUGCUUCCUCCUGGACCACCACCUGGGCGACCUCCAGGCCCACCACCAGGACCCCCACCAGGCCUUCCUCCGGGCCCACCACCUCGGGGUCCCCCUCCAAGAUUGCCACCACCUGCACCCCCAGGUAUCCCACCUCCUCGACCAGGUAUGAUACGCCCACCGUUGGCUCCUCCACUUGGACCUGCACCACCGGGAUUGUUCCCGCCAGCCCCUGUGCCGAACCCUGGUGUCCUCAGUGCUCCUCCAAGUCUCAUCCAGCGACCGAAAAUGGAUGAGAAUGUGACCACCAUCGAGAAGAAAGCAAUCGCCACGAUCAGUGCGAAGCCCCAAAUCACCAAUCCAAAGGCAGAGAUCACCCGCUUUGUGCCCACUGCCUUGCGAGUCAAGCGGGAAAGCAAGAGUCAGGUGCCACUGAAGAAAGGAGAGGAAGAGAUUGUUGCCCCAACAAAGCCAAUACCAAAAGCUGCACCUGCUGUCUCAAUCCAAACAAAGGAUGAUAUAUAUGAGUCUUUCAUGAAAGAAAUGGAAGGUCUUUUAUAACUAACUCAGACUUGGCCCCUCCUUGUCCUAGACUACCAUCCUCUCAGCAGUUUUCUUUAUGUGUAUAUUCAUCCCAAGUUUGCUUUUUCUUAAAACACAUUACUGUAAUAUGAAUGUUUAUGUGGUACACUGAUUUAACAAUGGUUUUAUAUAUAUGUAUGUAACUCAGCCCUGUAACCUGUACGGUUAGGAAUUUUGCAGCUGAGAACAGACCCUUACUCAAGAGCUUUCAAACACUGUGGCUGAAGAUCAGACUUGCUGCCUGCUUACAAGCCUCUAAUGGCAGUUUAAAAAAAAGGGUUCCAGUAAAAUGUUGUAUCACAUGUAGAGUUAAACAUUUGUGGUGGUAGUUUGUUAGAAUAAACAUUAUUAUCAAAACCAGAUUUAAAAGACGGCUGCUUCAAGGGUAAGGGAUGUCAGGAAUGACUUGUAGAGACGUUUCGCAGCAAAUGCUGGGAAAAAUAUCAUUUUCAUUUGUGCAUAACUUAAACCCAGGAGUCCCCAAUGGUAGGUGUUUUAUCCUUUAGCACUAACAAUUUGAGAAAACAGUGAAUAAAAAGAAGUUUGGAGCAAAUCAGGUAUCAGUGGUCAUGCAUUAGCAGUCAUGAAUCCCUCCAGGACAAUACCUUAGCUCAACUAAAUUGCUUUGAGUUGCUACAGUUAUUAAACUGGCGGGCAAGGUGAGAGGGGACAUUCUCCUAUGGUUGUUUCCUGAAACUAUUAACUAGAAAUCUUACCUAUUUUGUGUCGUGUGUGUGUGUAUAUAACCUUCAGUAGUAUCUCUGCCCCGUCUUCCUCGAAGUGAAUGCUUACUCUCUUCCUAUUUUCAUAUUGUAUGCUAAUAAUUUUGGUACUGUAUCAGUACUGGUGUAUACAGAGACAGAAGUUGGACUGGACUGGUAAUAAGAGCUCCCACUAAUCACUCUUGUUGCAUUAUAAUAAGAAUUCUCAGAAUACCAUUAAGAUUUUCUUGGAAAUUGAUUGGGGGGGGACAAAAAUAACCUGGUAAUUCAUCUUUUGCCGGGAUGCAAUGUGACAUUAAAAAUCUUGUGUUUAAUUUUAUUAAAAGCUUUUCUAUGGAAAAGGACAACAAUUUUUUGACAUUCUGGAAAUGAGAACUUUGAAAACAGUGUCCCAGAUUUAAUUUUUAUUGGCAUAUUUGUUACAAUUACUCUAGAGCUCAUUGACCCCUAUGUACAAAACCUUUUUUUCUCAUGGUUUCACAUCCUGCAUUGCAUACAUUUAGGGCAUGGAUCGUUAAAGGCAUCCCAGUACUUGUCUGUUGUCAUCAUCUGCAUUCUAGGAGAAAUUACUGAAUGUUCAUGAAUGAGCAAUGCUAUUCUUGUGUGCCACUGCUAAUUUAUCAUAAAAGUGCUGUAAUGGUGGACCUAUAGCCACCAAUAUUUCAGCCUUCAGUGAGAGAUUUCAAAACAUUCGGCAUAAAGCAGGUAGCAUCUGCAACUGUUGUAUAAAAAUUUUGUAAGUUUCCUAUUUACACAUUAUGGAAACGGGUGGCUAGUCCAAUUCAAUCCAAUAUUCCAAGGACCUAAUCAGAAAAGCACUGCAAUUUUAAAAAUGUUCAUUGAGGUGAAUUAUGGUUGUAUUGUUUGAUCCUUUUGCUUUGUUUGUGUUCUACAGGAUUGAAGUAAAUAGAAUUGGUUCAA